UUUUAUUGUAGGAAACAAAAGCAUUAAAUCGAGUGGGAAGUGUUGCUUGGUAGCGAGUGUCGAAGGGGUAAAACGUUACGUUUAAACCUCUUCAUUGCAUUCGCAUACGAUCCGUUUCCGCUAACGUUAACAACGAUGGAGGAUUCAAAAUCACAACAGCAGCGAAAGAAAAACUACCGAAAGAGAAGCGCUCCAACAGACGAAGAUCAACUUCCUCCCUCUCAGAACAACAAUGAAUCAGACGAUGAACGAGAAAGAAGAAUGGCACUGGAGGAAAUCAAGCUUCUCCAAAAGCAGCGGGAAAGGAAAUCGGGAAUUCCAGCAAACCCUAGUUUGCAAGCGCAGAGUGGAACCGUCGGCGCUUUGGCUGCUAAAGCCGCCGAAAAGAACGACGGUGAUGGCGGCGACAAGGAUGAGCUCGUUCUUCAAGAUACCUUCGCUCAAGAGACCGCUGUUUUGGUUGAAGACCCUAAUAUGGUGAAAUACAUAGAGCACGAGUUAGCGAAGAAGAGGGGAAGGAAAGUGGAUGCUGCUGAUCAAGUUGAGAAUGAGCUGAAGCGUGCUGAAGAUGAACUUUAUAAGAUCCCUGAGCAUCUUAAAGUAAAAAGGCGAAAUUCUGAAGAAAGCUCUACUCAGUGGACUACUGGUAUUGCUGAGGUUCAGCUUCCAAUCGAAUUUAAAUUAAAAAAUAUUGAAGAAACAGAGGCUGCCAAAAAGCUUCUACAGGAAAAGAGACUUAUGGGUCGGACAAAAUCAGAUUUCAGCAUACCAUCGAGUUAUAGUGCUGAUUAUUUCCAGCGUGGAAGGGAUUAUGCUGAAAAACUUAGAAGAGAACAUCCAGAGCUGUACAAAGAUAGAAGUUCACAGGAUGAUAGUUCUGGAUCCAAACAAAAUGAUUUAAGCACUGAUGGCGCUGGAGCAGUACAGAGGCAGGCUGCAACAGAUGAAUUCAUGUUAGAGCGCUUCAGGAAAAGAGAACGCCACCGUGUAAUGCGAAGAUGACAUGAAUGUAUAUUUGUGGCAUACCUUGCAAAAGUCCAUCAAAGAUUGGUGGAGGUCCAGCUUCUGUUGAUUGGGAUGCCAAUGCCAUUGAUUUGCACCAGUUCCUUAAUUCAAACUGUUGCCAAAGAUCAUAGGGCUGCUUGAUCAUUAAUUUUUGUUGGUUCUCUUUAGAUAAAAAAUAUAUAUAUUGGUCACGGCCGGCGCCUGUCUGACUAUUCAGUGGCUUAUGUUGAGAGGUAGCAAUAGAAGUGUGUGUGAACAAUCCUAGCGAAGGCUAGAAUGGUGAUGGGGCCACCUACCUGCUUGUAAGCCGAUUUGGAUGUAUAAUAUUGACUUUCAAAAUAUUUAAUC
Molecule: messenger RNA, 1353 nt
Organism: Vigna umbellata (rice bean)
Lineage: Eukaryota; Viridiplantae; Streptophyta; Magnoliopsida; Fabales; Fabaceae
Product: integrator complex subunit-like protein
Biological process (GO): mRNA splicing, via spliceosome
Cellular component (GO): spliceosomal complex
Source: RefSeq, a predicted model, not a curated record